AUGAACUUGAUAACUUGGCAACUCGGAUUGAUAACUUGGCAGAGUUUAAUUAACAAUGCACUAUUAACUCGAGUAUGGUGCAAAUUAACAGAGAUUAUUACGUCUUUUCCAGUGUUGGAUUUAGAAAGUGAAUCUAAAAAAGAUCUCAAUAAAGUGAAUUCACUGUUUUGGUGUGAAGCUCCCGGCUCAUUUGUCAAUGAAGUCAAUUAUUACAUUCAAAGCAAACAUCUUGGUAUCAAAUUUAACUGGAUUGCUUCAACACUAAAUCCAUAUUACGAGCAAGUUGAUCUAAUCAAAAUAGCAUUAGAUUCAUCAAACAUGUGGUACUUCAUGAUAACUGGAUUUUUGGUGAUGAUAAUCGAGGCGUGGAAUUGUGGCAUUUUGUUAUCUUUCCUAGUGAUAUUACACCAGUUUUUAGCUACUAUUAAUUUCCUCGAGGCUGGUGGUAGUUUAGUUGUCAAAAUGUUUAAUUUAUUCUAAUCGCAUACACACUCACUCACCUAUCUAAUGACUAAUCUGUUUUCUUAG
Messenger RNA from Tetranychus urticae (two-spotted spider mite), 528 nucleotides. Lineage: Eukaryota; Metazoa; Arthropoda; Arachnida; Trombidiformes; Tetranychidae. The record is from RefSeq and is a predicted model, not a curated record.